AUGGACUUGAAGAAUGACAAGCAAACCACCGUUUCGGUCUGGAUUAGGUUGAAUAACCUCCCUCUUGAUCUAUGGUUGGCUUCGGUUAUUGGAGGCAUAGCUAGUGCCAUUGGGAAACCUCUCUAUGUUGACCAAUACACGGAGCAUACGAAGGUGCUUUCCUUUGCAAGAGUUUGUGUUGAAAUUUAUGCCAAUCAACCUAGAUGCUCUACUGUUGAUGUAGUUUUAAACGGAGUCUCGUGCUCAAUUUCAAUUGAAUUUGAAUGGAAGCCAGCUGAAUGUUUGUCUUGUGGCACCUUCGGGCAUAGGUGUGAGGUUACUGUGGCCAAUAUAGGUAGUGGGGAGGCUCCAGAUCAGGCCGCCUUAGACCUGCCCGCCCCUACUCAGGCUCCCGUUUCAGCUCCGGUUGUGGUGGAGAACUCGCAGGCUUCACAGCUUAGCUGGAACUUGGUGAUAGGGAAAAAGAAGAAGCCUUUGCAAUUGAAGGAUCGUCCUUCAACCCAGCUGCCUCCUCCUGUUGAGACGGGCAACUUGAUGAAGCUCAAAGGCCUUGCUACGGACCAACCUCUUCCCCUGUCCAUAGUUCGGAAGUCGUUAAGGAGCGCAAGUGUUUCAAAGCCAACAUCCCCUCUUAACCCUUUGGUGAAGAGACCUAGCUCACUGCCAGAGGUUCUUUCCUCCCCCUUUGAGGAGGAUAAAGACCAGACCGUAGCCUUCAAUUUUGAUCAUAAUGCCGGUAGGGAUUCCGUGCUUUCAGAUAGCUACUUUAGCUUAGACGAUGAUUUGCUCUCACCUAUUUCGUCCUUGAAGGCUCCUACCUCUUCAAGGAAGGUUGAGACCAUCAAAGAGAAACUCACGGCCCUUGAUCCGACCCCUUCUCCUGUCGCUACCUCAGUUGCUUCGGUGGCCUCACGACGAAAGCCAAGUAGGCGGAGGUAG
Eucalyptus grandis is the source of this 939-nucleotide messenger RNA. RefSeq lists its product as uncharacterized. Lineage: Eukaryota; Viridiplantae; Streptophyta; Magnoliopsida; Myrtales; Myrtaceae. The transcript has a single exon. The record is from RefSeq and is a predicted model, not a curated record. The coding region runs from base 1 to 939 and encodes 312 amino acids.